AUGUCAGAUUCAAUCGCGGUUCCCGGCACAGUCCACCUCGUGGAUCUGGGACAUAACUUGCAUUCCCGCCAUGCUAUAGCGACUGAUGAUAUUGUUCUCAAUCCGACCCCUUCCAACGACCCGAAUGACCCUCUCAAUUGGUCAGCUCACCGAAAGACCCUUUCGCUUACCUGCCAAAUCUUGUAUACGUGGUUCACAGGUAUAGCCGUUUCUACCGUGUAUUCUGUCAUCGUGCCCCUCUCCGAAGCAUCUGGAGUGUCGAUUGCCACUCUUAAUGAAGGAACCGGCUACAUGUUCCUAUUUCUAGGAUGGGGCCUCUUGUUCUGGCAGCCGAUGGCUUUGCGUUACGGCAAACGCCUGACACUGCUUAUCUCCAUUCUUGGAGGAAUUAAAUUACGCUUGACUAACUGCUUAUUAUUAGGGUACAAGUGUUUGGAGGUGAGACCGCUCCUGAAUAUGUUGGUUCAACAAAUCUGGCUGAUAGGCAGUUCCAGCGCAUAUAUAACGAGCAAUGGCCAGUGGAUAGCCAAGUGUAUUUUGCAAGGAUUUUUCAUCGCUCCGAUUGAGGCUGUUCCUGAAAUUGCCAUUACUGACAUAUACUUUACCCACGAACGCGGCACAUACAUGGGAUUCUAUACCUUUGCCCUGGCCGGUAGCAACUACUUCACCCCCAUUAUCUGUGGCUUCAUUGCCCAGUACCAAGGUUGGCAAUGGGUCUUUUACUGGCCCGCUAUUUUCCUGGCGUUUGUAUUUGUCUUUUUGCUACUCUUUAUGGAAGAGACCAACUACAACCGGCCCGUGAUGCCUUCGGCGACAGUACAGCUCACCCCGCAGGUCACUGAACAAGCUGCUGACAAGAAGAACGAUCUCCAUGCUGAAAGCUCCUCACAAGCCGAGCAUGGCGAGGUUCACUCUAUUCCUAAGACAUUUCUUCAGAAAAUAUCGCUGUGGCAGCCCAUACCCGGGCAAAGCAUGGUUCGACGUGCCGCCAGAUCGUUGAAGUUCCUGAGCUGGCCAGUCAUCUUCUAUGCAGGCUUCUCGUAUGGCUCCUAUCUAUUAUGGUUUAACAUCUUGAAUGCCACAUCUUCGAUUAUCCUAUCUGGUGAGCCCUAUAACUUCGGGUCAUCAAUGGUUGGACUCAGCUAUGUAUCAUGUUGUAUCGGUGUACUUCUUGGUGCAAUCUUCUCUGGAAGACUCAGCGACUGGCUGAUUAUCAAACUCGCUCGCCGCAACAAUGGUGUCAUGGAAGCAGAGCACCGCUUGUGGCCCUUUGCGGUUUGUGUCAUUGUGGUUCCUGCAUCCCUGAUACUAUGGGGAGUUGGCGCUCAGCAUGGGGUCCACUGGUUUGGACUGGUGUUUGCCAUGGGCUGUCUUGCCUUUACUAGUUCAGUCGGUAUCACCCUGAGUGUGAAUUAUCUCAUCGACAGCUACCAUGAUAUCAGUGGCGAUGCAAUCGUGACAAUUAUUCUCGUCCGGAAUACGAUGUCGUUUGCUAUUAGCUACGGUAUUACUCCGUGGCUGACUAACCUUGGAUAUCAAAAUUGCUUCAUUUCUGCGGCGUUUGUUGGUAUGGCAGCCUCUUCUGUCUUCUUGAUUAUGAUCAAAUAUGGCAAGAUGUUUAGGAUCAGAAGUGCUCAGGCGUACGCAGAAUUGGUUAAGGGUGACAGGGAAGAAUGGGGAUCUAAACGGCGAUAG
This is a messenger RNA of Clonostachys byssicola, 1695 nucleotides long. NCBI's taxonomy places the organism in Eukaryota, Fungi, Ascomycota, Sordariomycetes, Hypocreales, Bionectriaceae. The record is from the annotation of a GenBank genome assembly.